CAACUAACCAAUAUUACUGACCGUAUUGCUGCAGUGAAAAGAAGUCGGAGUGAAAAUAACACUGAAAACCAUGUGGGAGACACCGAGCUACACCCUGAUCGUCCUUCUCAUAUGUCUCAUGAAGGCUGGAGAAAUCCGAGCACAAUGUGCCAGCCCCGUUAUUGGGGAAAAUAGGAUUCCCACUGAACCUUCAAGGCAAGACAAUUUCCCUGAUGGAUCGACACUAACAUACAAAUGUUCCACUGGUUAUGUACCGAAGCAGCCUGGAAGUUCCAAAACAAUCACCUGCAAGGGAAACCAGUGGACUGAACUACAACUUCAGUGCAAAUUAAAGUCCUGUGGAAGUCCGGGUGAAAUUUGGAAUGGAAAAUAUUUAACUCCAAAUGGAAUUGACUUUGGUGCAACAAUCACUGCACAGUGUAACGAAGGGUAUAUGCUUGUUGGAAUGGGAACUAGAAAUUGUCGAGAUAAUGGUUGGGAUGGGAGAGACCCUGUGUGUGAAGUGAUGAAAUGUGAACCACCUCCUAGUAUACAGAAUGGAAAUUUUGAUCCCUUGGAUGAGGUUUAUAAUUAUGGGCUGACAGUCACAUACUCUUGUGAAAAAGAUUACAUUCUUUUUGGAGAAUCAGCAAUAUCCUGUUCUGACAACGGAUCCUUUCCUCCUCCUCCUCGGUGUUUAAAAAUCAGUUGUGAUGCACCUGCAAUUGAAAAUGCGAUUAGAAUUAAAGGCAGGUCACCACCCUACAAAUAUAAAGAGUUUGUCGAGUACCAGUGUAAUAAAGGCUACAAAAUGGAAGGAUCGGGCUACCUUAUAUGUGAAGAAAACGAAUGGAAACCACCUCCUCCAGUGUGCAUUGAAGAUAAAAUAGGCCCAGGUCCAAUCCCAGUCACUGAUGCUCCCCUAGAUGAUAAAGCACAAUGUGAGAGACCUGAUGUUGGGGAAAACAGGGUUAUAGUCGAUGACUUGAGCCAGCAGACAUUCCCAAAUGGAUCUACAUUAAUGUUCAAGUGUUCUACUGGUUAUCGGCCUGUGGAUUCAUCAGCUCCCAACAUGAUCACCUGUGUGGGAACCCAGUGGACCAAACUGGAGCUUAAUUGCACGAGUAAUUCUCCUUUUAGACAUUUUAUUAUUCUUCAAAGCUUCUUGAAUAUCCUUUUAGAAUGUUUGUAUACCUGAACAUUUUGUGUUUAGAGUUGAGUUAAAUAAUAAAAAAAAUAAUAAUCAUAAUAAUAAUAAUUUA
Molecule: messenger RNA, 1241 nt
Organism: Tachysurus fulvidraco (yellow catfish)
Lineage: Eukaryota; Metazoa; Chordata; Actinopteri; Siluriformes; Bagridae
Product: C4b-binding protein alpha chain-like
Exons: 8
Coding region: 71-1177 (368 amino acids)
Source: RefSeq, a predicted model, not a curated record